Molecule: messenger RNA, 1108 nt
Organism: Megalops cyprinoides (Indo-Pacific tarpon)
Lineage: Eukaryota; Metazoa; Chordata; Actinopteri; Elopiformes; Megalopidae
Product: NAD-dependent protein deacylase sirtuin-5, mitochondrial-like
Exons: 9
Coding region: 96-1019 (307 amino acids)
Molecular function (GO): protein-succinyllysine desuccinylase activity; protein-malonyllysine demalonylase activity; NAD+ binding
Source: RefSeq, a predicted model, not a curated record
GCGUUGCGCUAUAUCCUUUACGACACUUUUAGAUGUUUUACGGCAUCGAGUAACACGGUAAUGAGUACCAUCUCGAGAGCUCUGAACCAGCCACAAUGAUUCUUCGACAGUUUACAGCAAGGAUGGCUCCUCAAGCGUGUGUUGGGGUUAGAAACUCCCCUGUUAUGCAGAGGUUAAUGGUGGAGGUGGCUCGUCACAGUUCAGACAUGGCAAAAUUUCGGGAGGUGUUCUCCAAAGCGAAGCACAUAGCCAUAAUCACAGGCUCCGGGGUCAGCGCAGAGAGUGGAGUCCCUUCGUUCAGGGGGGCGAAAAGCUACUGGAGGAAGUGGCAAGUACAGGACCUGGCCACGCCCGAGGCCUUCUCCCGGUGUCCGUCGCGGGUCUGGGAGUUCUACCACCACCGGCGGGAUCUGAUGCUGGCCAAGAAGCCGAACGCGGCGCACCUGGCCAUCGCCGAGUGCGAGGCGCGCCUGACCCGGCAGGGCCGCUCUGUCGUGGUCAUCACCCAGAACAUCGACGAGCUGCACCAGCGGGCCGGCUCCAAACACGUGCUGGAGGUCCAUGGAAACAUCUUCAAAACCCGGUGCAUUAGCUGUGGGGACGUGAAAGUGAACCACCACAACCCGAUAUGUGUGGCGUUAGAGGGAAAAGGCUCCCCUGAACCAGAUGCAAUCGAUGCCAAUAUACCAGUGGAGAACCUCCCCAGGUGCGAGGACAGCGAGUGUAACGGGCUCCUCAGGCCCAGUGUGGUGUGGUUCGGGGAGACGCUGGACUCCGACGUCCUGACGAAAGUGGAGAAGGAGCUCGACAUGUGUGACCUGUGCCUGGUGGUUGGCAACUCCUCCAUAGUCUACCCGGCGGCCAUGUUCGGCCCGCAGGUGGCGUCCAGAGGCGUCCCAGUGGCCGAGUUCAACAUGACGACCACGCCCGCCACCAGCCGCUUCACGUUCCACUUCCAGGGCCCCUGCGGGACCACCCUGCCACCCGCCCUGGCGCCCCACGAGACCGAGGUGAUCUGAGGGGCGUGAGAGGACCAAAUGCAGCGCCACCCCCCCCAACCAGUCAACCAAAGCGCAUCUCCACAUCCAUGCAGAAACCGCCAUCUCUG